AUGGCGAGUGCAUUGCGAACAUCUGUGCGGCGCUUUGCCACGACCGCAAUACGUGCUGCAGCUGCCGAAACGCCCAAUGCCUACGGAGUUCGCGUCUCGAAAGCCCAAGGAUCUGUCGAUCAGUUGGUUGGAGCGAUCGGAAACACCCCUCUUAUACGAUUAAAAACACUCUCAGAAGAAACCGGCUGCAAUAUCCUUGGAAAAUCCGAAUUCCAAAACCCCGGCGGUAGUGUCAAAGACCGAGCUGCAUUAUAUGUCGUGAAAGAUGCUGAGGAGCGAGGGCUCUUGAAACCCGGCGGGACAGUGGUCGAAGGCACUGCAGGAAACACUGGUAUCGGUCUAGCACACGUCUGCAGAUCAAGAGGAUACCGACUUGUCAUUUACAUGCCCAAUACACAAUCACAGGGCAAGGUCGACCUAUUGAGGUUAUUAGGCGCGGAAGUAUACCCCGUUCCGCCUGUGGCUUGGGAGAACCCAGAAAACUACAACUGGCAAGCCAAGCGGCACGCGGAGAGACUACUAAAGGAGGAUCCUGAACAUGGCGCAGUCUGGACAAAUCAGUUCGACAACACCGCGAAUAGGAGGGCACAUAUUGAAACAACCGGUCCCGAGAUUUGGGCUCAAACAGAGGGCAAGGUCGACGCAUUCACCUGCUCUACGGGGACUGGCGGAACACUAGCUGGCAUUACACGAUACUUGAAGGACGUCAGCAAUGGAUCAGUCAAAAGCUUCCUGGCAGACCCUCCUGGGUCGGUGCUGUACUCGUACGUUAGCUCUGGUGGCGAGUUGAAAGAACGAAGUGGUAGCAGUAUAACGGAAGGUAUCGGCCAAGGUCGUGUCACCGACAAUCUGAAACAAGAAGUCAAGGAGCUCGAUGGGGCGUUCAGCAUCUCGGAUGAGAAGACGAUAGAGAUGGUCUAUCGUUGUCUCGACGAAGAAGGCCUGUACCUUGGAGCUAGCAGCGCACUCAACGUGGUCGCUGCCAAAGAGGUGGCUGAGAAACUCGGCCCGAAUCAUACUGUCGUCACUGUGCUGUGCGACGGUGCUUACAGAUAUGCCGACCGGCUGUUCAGCGAUAAAUGGUUGAAGAGCAAGAAUCUAAGGGACGCCAUACCGAAACGUCUGGAAAAAUAUAUUGUUCUGCCAUAG
Messenger RNA from Exophiala viscosa, 1149 nucleotides. Its product is annotated as cysteine synthase. Lineage: Eukaryota; Fungi; Ascomycota; Eurotiomycetes; Chaetothyriales; Herpotrichiellaceae. The transcript has 2 exons. Gene Ontology annotation, cellular component: cytoplasm. Bases 1 to 1149 code for a protein of 382 amino acids. The record is from RefSeq and is a predicted model, not a curated record.